GGGGCUACAGCCCGCCCCCCGACGCCGAGCUGCGGUGUGAAGCCUCGUCUGUGCAGCUGGUGGUAAAGGGGAUAUAGGAGCAAGCCAAAAAAGACCAGGACCCAGCGCCGUGCCGCUGUGUGCCCACCCCUCGUCUCCCGGCACCAAGGCUGCCGGAGCCCGGGGUGUUUUUUCCUUGUCCUCGCCACUUCCCAGUCCCUGGCCCAACAUGAUACUGACCAAAGCCCAGUACGACGAGAUAGCCCAGUGCCUAGUGUCUGUGCCGCCUACCAGGCAGAGCCUGAGGAAGCUGAAGCAGAGGUUCCCCAGUCAAUCGCAGGCCACUCUGCUGAGCAUCUUCUCCCAGGAGUACCAGAAACAUAUCAAAAGAACACAUGCCAAACAUCAUACUUCAGAGGCGAUCGAAAGUUAUUAUCAGAGGUACCUGAAUGGAGUGGGAAGAAAUGGAGCUGCCCCAGUGCUCCUGGACCUGGCCAAUGAGGUGGACUAUGCACCCUCAUUAAUGGCUCGGAUUAUACUAGAGAGGUUUCUACAAGAGCAUGAAGAAACUCCACCCUCCAAGUCUGUUAUAAAUAGUAUGCUACGGGACCCUUCUCAGAUUCCAGAUGGAGUUCUAGCAAAUCAGGUCUAUCAGUGCAUUGUGAACGACUGCUGUUAUGGACCACUGGUAGACUGCAUCAAACAUGCCAUUGGUCAUGAGCAUGAAGUCCUGCUGAGAGACUUGCUUCUGGAGAAAAGCCUGUCUUUCCUAGAUGAAGAUCAGCUCCGUGCCAAGGGUUAUGACAAAACACCAGACUUUAUUUUACAAGUUCCAGUUGCUGUAGAAGGGCACAUAAUUCACUGGAUUGAAAGCAAAGCCUCAUUUGGUGAUGAAUGUAGCCACCAUGCCUACCUGCAUGACCAGUUCUGGAGCUACUGGAAUAGAUUUGGGCCGGGCUUAGUCAUCUAUUGGUACGGCUUUAUCCAGGAACUGGACUGUAACCGGGAAAGGGGCAUCCUGCUCAAAGCCUGUUUCCCCACGGACAUUGUCACCUUAUGCCAUAGCCUAGCUUGACCCCGAUGGUCCUGGAAGAGAAGCCGGGAGGAAAAGGUGAAUCCGGAAGCAAUUUUACUUUCCUGCAAUGUAAACUCCUGGCACCAUCUGCCCUGAACUUGAGCUGAACUCGGGCUGCCCGUGGCCACGCCACUACCUCUUUAGACAAACAUAUCAAGAGUUUCUGUUUUCCUUCAUCCCUUGCUGAUGUGAACAGCCAAGAACUACAGACACAACCCACUCAUUAUCAGCAUUUCUGUCUCUGUCAAACAGUUAGUUUAUAGAUAGUCAUAAUCUUUCUUCCUUCCGGAUGGUUUCUGCUCAUACUGAACAAAAGAAGAAAUGUGGAGACUUGAAAGGUGUGAUUUUUCAAUUCUCCUCCCAGUUCCCGAACCACCCCCUUAUUUUUUUUCUAAGCCUCUAUUCAUUCUUUCUCCCUCCCCACCUCCCCCCCGAUGUCUUCACAUACUCUCACAGGUCCCCAGUGUUAAAUUACCAUCAUCGAAUAAUCUAGCACAAUCAUACCAGAUUGGAAGACAUGGAGGCUGAAACUGGAUUUCUGCUCUCACCUGCCAGGCUCCAGUAGACCUCGAUGGUAGCCUCUGCUUGUUUUGUCCAGUCUUUACGGUUUCCUGACUUCCCUGGCAUUGAGCCACGCUGAAAAAAUAGACUCGAUGAGAAUUUCCUCUUUUUAUGAUACUUAUUUGAACACCAAAGAUUUUCCAUUUAUCUCAUGUAAAAGUAUUGGUUACAUUGUGUCUGGAAACCACACUCCUUUGGGGACAAAAGGGAGACCAUUGAAGCAUGGUGCCAGCCUGGGCAAAAGUUUAUUUUUAGACACGGCUACUUGUCAGUAUGAAUGGUAGUCAGUAUUUUUAUGCGUACAAUUUUUUAAAAGCACAUUCUGUGCACGGCUUUGUAUCUGCAUUUUAUAUGACAUAAUAAUUACAUAACAAUCAGAUAAUUUAGGUAUUAGAAAUGUUCAGCUUUGAACGAACUAAGUGUACCAGAAAUAAGCCUAGAGAGUUUUCCAAAUAAGCAAAAUAAAAGGGAUUUUGUAUUUGUUUGCUUUUAUCUACUCAGUUUUUACACGGCUAACCAAGUUUUGAUUUAAAGCAAAACAUCAAUAAAUUCAUUAUAAACCUAUCUUUUGGGAGGUUAAAAACUUAUCUAUACCUGAAAAUGUACUUAGAAAAGACUUGUCCCCAUGUUGAAAAUCUAUCAUUCUUUUAUAAUGAACAGAUGAAAUUGGGAAAUAUUAACAAAAAUAGAACUUCUGCAACCACCUCUAAGUUAUAUACAUGGCUUGCUUCUUUCAAAAGAUAAAAUCCACCAUUUGCGCCCUGUUAAUUUUGUACCUAAGGAGGUUUGCAAAUAAGUCUGCCAGCUGCCUUUCCUUUUGAAAGGCAGACGUGUGGAUUUUAACUCUGUAGUGGGUUGCAUUCCACAAAAAAGGAGGAGGAAAAUGAAAUGGGAAGGAGGUCUCUGUGGUAGACUUGUGUGUCAGCGUAAAAUUAUCAUGCAGGUUUUGGGAGUGAAAUAGAAUCAUGUGAAACUACUGUUGUCUUUGCACACGCGUGCACACAAAUGCACACACUUUAACACUGUUGUUAAGAAACAGUUUUCGUGGCAUGCUCUAAACUGCUUUUUUCUUCUUGAGGAACGAAUUACAUUUCAUCUGCACAGAUGUUGAAAAGCCUGUUAAACCCUUGUCAAGGAUUUGUUGGUUUUGCAUUAAACAAAUUUAUGAUGAGGGCGCACAAAUAAAUUUAAAAAACAAGAAGAGGUGCUUGCAUUUCGUAUUCCUGCUUAUACCUGGUGCCCUGACAUAAUGUGUUAUAAGAAGGUACUGGUAUUCUCUGGCAACGCCACCACCUCCUGUUGAUGAACAAGGUCUUAAAAUGUGGCCCUUCAACAUGGGAACAAGACCAGUAAGCCAUACAUAGGAUGAUAAAGUUCUCAAGUUUCAAAACUAAGUUUUUUUCCCACCUGAAACGAAUGUGAUUAUUCUGUCUACCACUCUUCAGCUGGAAGGGUAUAGGGAGACAAGAGUAGUGUUCCCAAAUUGGAAACUCCAAGCCUCCUUGUUCUUUUUCCUUCUAUGGUAGAAAUCUUUAUCUGUGUUAAACCGGUGUGUGUUGUUUACUUGUUUGUUUUUUUAAGACAAUAAAAACGGCCCUGGAAAGUA
This is a messenger RNA of Lynx canadensis (Canada lynx), 3221 nucleotides long. RefSeq names its product CDAN1 interacting nuclease 1 (gene CDIN1). Gene Ontology annotation, cellular component: cytoplasm; nucleus. The transcript is spliced from 11 exons. NCBI's taxonomy places the organism in Eukaryota, Metazoa, Chordata, Mammalia, Carnivora, Felidae. The coding region runs from base 209 to 1054 and encodes 281 amino acids. The record is from RefSeq and is a predicted model, not a curated record. Gene Ontology annotation, biological process: erythrocyte differentiation.